CAUACCCUCAUCUUCGUCAAGUUACUCUAUUAUACCCCUAUCUUGGUCAAGUUACUCUAUUAUACCCCUAUCUUGGUCAAGUUACUCUAUUAUACCCCUAUCUUCGUCAAGUUACUCUAUUAUACCCCUAUCUUCGUCAAGUUACUCUAUUAUACCCCUAUCUUCGUCAAGUUACUCUAUUAUACCCCUAUCUUCGUCAAGAUACUCUAUUAUACCCCUAUCUUCGUCAAGUUAUUCUAUCAUACCCCUAUCUUGGUCAAGUUACUCUAUUCUACCCCUAUCUUGGUCAAGUUACUCUAUUAUACCCCCAUCUUGGUCAAGUUACUCUAUUAUACCCCUAUCUUGGUCAAGAUACUCUAUCAUACCCCUAUCUUGGUCAAAUUACUCUAUUAUACCCCCAUCUUGGUCAAGUUACUCUAUUAUACCCCUAUCUUCGUCAAGUUAUUCUAUUAUACCCCUAUCUUCGUCAAGUUACUCUAUUCUACCCCAAUCUUCGUUAAGUUAUUCUAUUAUACCCCGUGGACUUGGUUCAACCAGCACCUAUAUCAGUGGUUUCCAACCUAUUUCAGCCUUCACACUCCUGGAGCAAUCACCUUGACCUUGCACAAAAAACAAAUUUUUUCAUCCACAUUCCAGCAUGUGAUGAUGUGA
Lottia gigantea (owl limpet) is the source of this 651-nucleotide messenger RNA. RefSeq lists its product as hypothetical. The record is from RefSeq and is a predicted model, not a curated record. Lineage: Eukaryota; Metazoa; Mollusca; Gastropoda; Lottiidae. The annotation marks the transcript as partial. The transcript has a single exon.